Molecule: messenger RNA, 3519 nt
Organism: Pieris rapae (cabbage white)
Lineage: Eukaryota; Metazoa; Arthropoda; Insecta; Lepidoptera; Pieridae
Product: hypoxia-inducible factor 1-alpha
Exons: 12
Coding region: 83-2908 (941 amino acids)
Biological process (GO): cellular response to hypoxia; regulation of transcription by RNA polymerase II
Cellular component (GO): cytoplasm; nucleus; transcription regulator complex
Molecular function (GO): protein dimerization activity; DNA-binding transcription factor activity, RNA polymerase II-specific; RNA polymerase II transcription regulatory region sequence-specific DNA binding
Source: RefSeq, a predicted model, not a curated record
CAUCUGCCCUAUCAGUCGGACGUUGAUUAUGUACUCCGAUGGACUGUUUUAUUGUUAAUUCUGUGGUUACGCUUUCGAAAAAAUGUUGGUGAAUGGUGAUCCUCUACCACAAGUACCUGGUUGGCGUGGAGAGUGCUCAAAUUUCCAAUGGACGCCACCCGUGCAAAACAUUUGCGAUUAUAACUCUUGUAAUGUGAUUGGUGAUUAUUCGAAUCAGCGCUAUCUGGCUGACUAUUACGUUCGUGAUCCCGGAAUCCAAUACUUUUGUCCAACCGUAAACAAUGUUCAGCCCAGUGUCCCGGUAAAUGUAUGUUACCCACAAAAGCCUGCUCCACAGUUCAUGCAAGCAUUGCCUUGCCGCCAGACUCAAGAAUGGGAUUACGAUAGUAUGUGCUACAAUGUUGGCGGUGAACCAUGUCAGUUUACCAGUGUUGUUGAUUUGGAGGAUUUCAUGAAUAAUGAAAAGAGGAAGGAGAAAUCUCGGGUGGCGGCGCGGUGUCGACGUACUAAGGAGAUGCAGAUAUUUAACGAGCUGACUGCAGCACUACCUGCCAAGAAGGAGGAGGUGGAACAGCUUGAUAAGGCAUCAGUGAUGCGACUGGCUAUCUCCUACCUUCGCGUGCGUGAUGUUGUGUCUAUGCUACCGGCUGACACUGAUGCGCCGACGCUGCAAAGCCCCAAAGGUCUGGAGGAGGUGCAAUCUGAACUGUCCUAUAUGAAGGCCCUGGAUGGCUUCGUUCUGGUGCUCUCUCAGCAGGGCGAUAUCGUGUACUGUAGCGAGAAUAUUGCAGAACACCUGGGAGUAUCACAGAUGGAAAUAAUGGGCCAAAGCGUCUUCGAAUUCAGUCACCCCUGCGACCAUGACGAGAUACGAGAAGCGUUGCGUGCCUCCAAAGUGGGAAAGCGGGACAUGCUACUGCGACUCAAAUGUACCAUAACGGCAAAAGGGAGAAAUGUGCAUUUGAAAUCAGCUUCGUAUAAGGUAAUUCACCUAACUGGCCACAUGCUGACAGAAGAGAAACCCGAAAAUGAGAUUGAUAAAAAAGAUGGCGUUAAGUUAAAUAAAAAUGGCGCUUUGGUGGCGGUGGGGCGGCCAAUACCCCACCCGUCGAAUAUUGAAAUACCACUUGAUAGUAAGACGUUUCUUACUAAACAUAAUCUGGAUAUGAAGUUCACGUAUACGGAUGAAGGAUUAAUGAAUACUCUUGGCUUCGACGCUGGCGAUUUAAACGGGCGUUCCCUAUAUGAUUAUCAUCACGCAGCCGAUAGUGCAUCAUUGGCUCAUCAAUUUAAAUCAUUGUUCUCAAAGGGGCAAUGCGAAACCGGGCAAUACCGUUUCCUGGCGAAGACUGGCGGCUACGCCUGGGUCCAAACCCAGGCCACUGUCAUCACAGACAAACAGCAGAAGCCCAUCAGCGUCGUCUGCGUCAAUUACGUAAUCAGCGGUAUCGAGUGCAAAGAUGAAGUAUUCGCUGCACACCAAGUGCAGCCUGCGGACCUAAAACCAGUUGUGACACCAAUCGCGACUAGUAUAGCCACUGCGCCUAGCUGUGUAUCUGAACCGGCUAACGGCGCCAUAGUGGCUGCAAUCCUCCCGGAGGAGGAACGCCCAAUACCUGUCACAGAGCUCAUUUUCGCCCCAAGAGAGAAAGAAAUGAACAAAGGCUAUCUCACGUUCUCCCAAAACGAGGGAUUUACAAGUGAGUGGAACUUGAAACGCGACAGCUUAGUGCUAAAAGACGAGCCCGAGGAUCUGACACAUUUGGCUCCCACGGCUGGUGACACUUGUAUUCCCUUGGAAAACAGUCCUUUUGAUAUGUUUGACGAGUUUAUAUUGAACGAUAAUUAUUGUAGUCUACUCGGCGAUGAUCUAGCAAAUGGAUCACCCGUAGAUUCUUUGAUAGCAGACUCUUUGCUGUCAUCUCCUGAACGUCAGGAAAAUGAAUCAACCGGCGAACAGUCUUCAUUAUUAACGGAAUUAUCGUUGGAUGCGUAUGACAGCGCAAGGUCGGACAAUGAUAUUGACGAUGGCAACUCUCCAUUCAUUCCGAUCAAUGAUGACUUACCGAUUCUGGAACCGGCAGUCAUGUGGGGUGCUUUACCAGACAGUGUCAGACAGGCAAGACCCCAGCCAUCGGAGCCGCAGACGUCAGCACCGGCGUUACAGCGUUUGCUGGCCGCUCCCCCUACCGGACCACCUCCACAAGAUCUCAUCACAAAUAUUUAUUCAGAUCCAGGACUUAUACCAAAUAAGAGUAUAUCCACAUGGGACACCGGUGUAAAGAGGGUUCUUAAACAAGAGGAAGAGCCCUGCUCGAAGCGGGCAAAGCGUAGCCCCUCCCCCGCUCCCGCGCCCACCUCACAAUCAUCAUCGAGCGUCCUCAUGAACCUUCUGGAUAUGGAACGGGCGAGGCAAGAGAGGAUUUCAACAAAUUAUCGUCUUGUCCCAAAUCCACAAUUAUCCGUCUCGAACAGAAAUAUCCCGAUUCCUGUCAUAAACAUAAUACAAGCGAAUAAACAGGGCGCACAUGCCCCAAUUAUACGCUCAACCCAAAGUGCUCCGAUGUCUCCAUUGAGUCUUAAUAUAGGCCAGUACUCCAUGCCAUGCAGUCCGAAUUACAGCCCCGUUGGUAGUCCAAUGAAAGUUCAUUCCACGCCUCAGUCGCUAUCUCCUGCGAGUAGCUACACCUUCAGCCCCGGUAGAAUGGUGUCUCCAACUGGUGCGCUACAAGGCUACGACCCGUACCUAUCAAAUAAAAUGCAAGUCAGCCCUGGAUUCCCCAUGCAAACCGAAAUGCUUCUUGAUCCAAACGUAGGCCUCGUAUCCAAUGACUUUUGGCCAGAUACGGACGUAAUUCAAAACACUAGCGAUCUUCUGACUGCUUUUGAUGAUGUAAAAUUAGUUUAAGACGAAAAUGGCGUGUGAUCUCUAUUGGGUUUGUGUGGAAUGCAUUUUCAGUUUACACAAACAUUCCAAUGUACUAAAGCCAUGAUGAGAGGGCCAUUUUAACUGUAGGAUUUAUAUCAAGCAAUGUUGUAUGAAGUUAAUGCAUUUCUAUAGCAAUAUUUUGACCUUCAUACAUUCUCUUAGUGGUCUUCUCAUCGUGUCUCCAGUAAAUAGAUGUCACUUGAUUGUGGGAGGGUCGUAAUAUGCUUCCGAAACCAAAAUGGGUUCCACCUAUAAUAUCUUGGCACAAAGAUAAAAUCUAUACGUUUUGAAAAAAAUAUAAAUUUCUUACAUUAAUGUGGAACUUUUUUUGGUUGUAAAAUAAUUUAAGAUAAGUACAUAGUAGAAUACUAUAUAUUGUAAGCAAGGUACACCGGCGAGACCGUAUAUUUAUGACUCAGAAAAUAUAUUAAAAUGUACUAAAAAAAAUAAUAAAAUUAAAAAAUCCAAUGGGACAUAUUUGUUGGAAUCGUUGGAAGCGCUCGUGUUUUAUUCCCGGCAUUGAUAGUUUCCGGCUAAAGGCCGAUCAUUUACUGGCUUAUAUAAAUGCCCGAUUAGUCCCUCAGCCCUUA